Molecule: messenger RNA, 561 nt
Organism: Cyprinodon variegatus (sheepshead minnow)
Lineage: Eukaryota; Metazoa; Chordata; Actinopteri; Cyprinodontiformes; Cyprinodontidae
Product: adhesion G protein-coupled receptor F5-like
Exons: 5
Coding region: 1-561 (186 amino acids)
Source: RefSeq, a predicted model, not a curated record
AUGGCUUCAGCCAAAGCACUGUGGUUUGGUGUUAUUCUUAUGGCUAUAUGCUGCACUCUGGUACAGCCGGGAUUCAGACAUUCUAUGUACAUCUUCUCUCAGGGGUUGAUUGGUAUCAAAUCAUCCAGCCUUCAUGUAAGAGAAAAAAGAGAAUCUCCAACGAAUAUAACUGAUUAUGAAUUCCAAGCUGUUAUGAACAUUUCUGACCUGGAGAUGUUUCAACUGCUACUCAACAACCUCAGCUUUCCCAUAUCGAUCACCAACACAAGUGAAAUUUCCAGCCUGGGUAAAACAACAGUAUGUUCACCAAAUAUUACUGGAUACCAGUGCAUGUGUGAGAAGAACUUUGCUUGGUCCUAUAACAGCUGCGUUGUACACAGAGUCUGUGAUGCCAUUAUUGGUGACACCUGUGGCUGCAUUAAUGAUCUUCCAGAUGAUUAUCAGUUCUGUCAGCUAAACAGCAGCCAAAUAGCAGAUUCUGGUCUCCUCUCCAUCCUCAUCCUCCUUGAGAAGAGUACGGCCUUUGACACCAUAUCACACUCCAUCCUCCUCAAUAAAUAA